Molecule: messenger RNA, 3705 nt
Organism: Rattus norvegicus (Norway rat)
Lineage: Eukaryota; Metazoa; Chordata; Mammalia; Rodentia; Muridae
Source: RefSeq, a predicted model, not a curated record
CCACACUUCCAGUGAAAGCCAUCCACCUAUCCUUCACUAGUGUGUGAGUGUGUGUGUGUGAGUGUGUGUGUAUGUGAGUGUGUGUGAGUGUGUGUGAGUGUGUGAGUGUGUGUGUGAGUGUGUGUGAGUGUGUGUGAGAGAGUGUGUGUGAGAGUGUGUGUGAGAGUAGGUGUGUGAGUGUGUGUGUGAGUGUGUGUGAGUGUGUGUGUGAGAGAGUGUGUGUGUAAGUGUGUGUGUAUGUGUGUGUGUGAGUGUGUGUGUGAGUGUGUCUGGGAGUGUGUGAGUGUGUGUGUGAGUAUGUGUGAGUGUGUGUGUGUGUGUGUGUGUGUGAGUGUGUCUGGGAGUGUGUGAGCCAGGCUGGAUGCCAGUGUGGAGGGCAGAGGAUAUUGGCUGGAGUUGGGUCUCCGUGUGCCAUGUGGUCCCUAGGAAUUCCACUCAUGAAAAGACUUCGAGGCCAGCGUCUUUCUCACUUAGCCAUCUCAUCUGCCCAAUGCCUUCUCACUUCCUUGUGAAGCAAAUUCAUGUGGGUGUCCUAAGAUACCACCCCACACAGUCCCUUUCUUCCCUCUGUGCCUGGACACAAAUGAACUCCUUCUGUUUCUAGGAGAACAAUCUCUAUGCUCCCUGGCAGUCUCAGGUCUGUGCUGAUUCUGCAGAUAGAAUUUGGUGCUCUCACCCUGCCUUUUCUACAACUUGGCCUCAGAAAGGCCUCCCUUACUUUGCAGCCUUCCAGGAUGAAGUGGCCCCGGGCCUUCUCUCCAUCCAUGUCUGAUAGUAAAAUCUAUGGAGGAUCAGCAAGGUGGAUCAGAAGGUUAAAAUACUUGCCUCACAAGGCUAAGAACUAUCAACCCUCAGAAACAAUGGCGGAAGGAAAAACCAUCUUCCCAAAAUGGCACCCACCCAAAAUACAGUCUCCCCUACCCUUCCACCCCCCACAUAUACACCAUCACCACCUCAUACACCUACCUACCUACACACACACACACCUACAUGCCCCCCCAACCUGGGUACCUAUACAAAUACUAAUAUUUAUCUCAGUGUGACAGCCCAAGCCUUUAAUCCCAGCUCUCAGAAGCAGAGGCAGGCCUGUAUUGAUAAGCCAGCCUGUUCUACACAGUAACCUCCUGCGAAGACUACAUAGAUCCUGUCUGGAAAAACAGAAAAUGUCCUGCUCAAACUGUCUAGUUAGUUUGGAAAGCUUCGGAAGAGGCACAUAUAGACAAAUCAUGAGUACCCUGCCAGCCAACCAGCCUCAGAUGUCCAGUAAUACUGCUGUUGUCCAGAUGAGCUGACACAGAAGAGAGCAGCAGGUGUCUGCUAAUGGAGGAAACACAGGACUAAAGCAGGAAACCAAAGAGAAGGAGUAAAAGGAGGAGAUUAAGGACAGAUAAGAGUGAAGAAAAUCCCACGGGAGCCUGGAAAGAGGUACUCAGAGACAGACAGAAAGAUCCCUCUGAGAGGCCUGAAGACCCAGGGGCAGCCAGGAUCCCAGACUGAGCUCUUGAAUUGCUGUGGCCAUGACAAACCUUGAACAGGAUGUGUCCCAGAACCCAGGCUGUAGCAUCAUGACCUUCUGCCCAACCAUGGAAGAAUUCUCCGACUUCUGCAAAUACAUUGCCUACAUGGAGUCCCAAGGUGCACACAGAGCUGGGGUGGCCAAGGUCAUCCCGCCCAAGGACUGGAAGCGAAGACAGUCCUAUGAGGAUGUCAUGGACAUGUCGAUUCCUGCUCCUCUGCAGCAAGUGGUCUCUGGGAAGGCAGGUGUGUUCACCCAAUACCAUAAGAAGAAGAAAGCCAUGACAGUGGGGAAGUAUCGUGAGCUGGCCGAGAGCAAACAAUACCAGACCCCACCACACCUGGAUUUUGAAGAUUUGGAGAGAAAAUACUGGAAGAAUCGCCUGUUUGGAUCACCAAUUUAUGGUGCUGACGUCAGCGGCUCUCUGUUUGAUGAGAACACUCAACAUUGGAACGUGGGCCACCUUGGAAGCCUUUUGGAUGUGCUGAAGCAGGACCGCGGCAUAGUGAUUGAGGGCGUCAACACGCCCUACCUGUAUUUUGGCAUGUGGAAGACCUCCUUUGCGUGGCACACGGAGGACAUGGACCUGUACAGUAUCAACUACCUGCACUUUGGACAGCCCAAGACCUGGUAUGCUGUACCCCCUGAGCAUGGCAGGCGCCUGGAGCUCCUAGCCAAGGAACUCUUCCCAGGCAGCUCCCAGGGCUGCCAGGCCUUCCUGAGGCACAAGGUGGCGCUCAUCUCACCCACUGUGCUCAAGGAGAAUGGCAUCCCCUUUGGUCGAAUCACCCAGGAGGCUGGGGAGUUCAUGGUCACCUUUCCCUAUGGCUACCACGCGGGCUUCAACCAUGGCUUCAACUGUGCAGAAGCCAUCAAUUUCGCCACGCCGAGGUGGAUUGACUAUGGCAAGGUGGCAUCUCAGUGCAGCUGUGGGGAGGCCAGGGUGAGCUUCUCCAUGGAUGCCUUUGAGGGCCUCCUGCAGCCUGAGCCAUAUGAGAUGUGGAAACAGCAAGGGAAUCAAAGAGCUAUGGACCCCCUGGCGCUCACCUCAGGUCCCAGACAGGAACUGACCCUCGGGAUCGAUCAGCUGAAACCCGAUUCGAAGCAGAAUGGUUCCCAUUCAGGACCUCGCAGGAACUGGUUGAGGAGAGGCCAGAAAAGCUGUCCAUACAGAAAGGUGCAUGCAGAAUCCCCAUGCCCUCCCACGGGCAAGCUUUUGGCUCCUCGAUCUGUUCCCCAAGGGACAAGAUGCUCCAAGCAGGCAUCUGGAUCCUCCAAGACACCUGCCAUUUGUGCUGAUGUUCUAGCUGUGAACCACUCACAGGCCUGUAGGAUCUUGGAUAGGAGCCUCAUAGUCUCCCUGCCGCUUCAGGACUUGAACUAAGUUCAUUCAGAUCUCGUGCACACGCACCCCCGACACACCCACACACACACACACACACACACACACACACACACACACACACACAAUCUGAGGCCGUUUGGCUACCAGUGGACAUUCUUAAUCACAUAAGUAAACAGCUGUCUAAGAUGUUGGCAAAUCAGCUUUGGAUGAUUCGUUUGAGUCUCCUCUUGGUUUGCACAGGGUCUCCUUCAGAAUUCCUGCACAAGUUGGAUCUGCAAGGUCUUGUGCAAUUACAUUGAGGAGUAAGAACUUCUACUAUCUUUUGAAGGACAUGGCUGUGCUGAGGGUGCCUGAUGCUUUCUUUCUCCUGCUCUGGCCACUGGACCUUCAUUGACUUGAAGCUCCCCAAUCAGAUGCCACAGUGAGAAAAAGCACAUCUCAGGCUCUCAGCAUAGCCUACGUGCAUAUGCGUGUGUGGCCAAACUGCACCCUGAAAUCGUUGUCUUUGGAACAUCAGAAAGGACCACCAAGCGACCCAGAUGAGUUCACUGACUUUUCCCUCCUAGAAAUGUGAAGGAAUGAGAGACUGGGAGGCUACAGACUGCUCUCUCUGAUGAAUUUUCCCGGCCUUUGGUUGUAAUUCUGUCCUAAUUGUCUCAUUGGCUCAGGUGGGGCUAGAGAUUAGAGGUUGUGGGAGGUUUACACAAUGGGUGGGGGGACUCCACAUGUGAGGGCAUGAAUAACCUGCUGUCCACACGAGGGCGGCAGGGCUCGUAAGGGUUCUUAUUACUUACCACUAUCCCAUGCUCUGUAAAUAGGUCCAAUAAAUAUCUUCCCUCCCUAA